Alternaria rosae is the source of this 1047-nucleotide messenger RNA. RefSeq lists its product as uncharacterized. The coding region runs from base 1 to 1047 and encodes 348 amino acids. The transcript is spliced from 2 exons. Lineage: Eukaryota; Fungi; Ascomycota; Dothideomycetes; Pleosporales; Pleosporaceae. The record is from RefSeq and is a predicted model, not a curated record.
AUGGCUUCAGCUUCUGAAUCCACUUUCAAACCCCCACCGAUUGUCGAGUGCGUCUCUAGAUCUCAUUGUCUCGGCAUCGGCAAGAAAAUCUACGUCCCAAAUCGGGUUUGUGCCGACUGUCUUCAACGACACGAUCCACAACAACUGCGAGUUUGGGCUGACGCCAACACUGUUGCCUUACAACUCAUCAACGAAGAAACUGCGCGCAAGCAUAUUCUAAAACGCAACAUCGAAGCUCGUGGUCGUUAUCUUUGCGUCUUUGAGGAUCCGGAUUUUCAGCACUGCAGGUGGCGACUACAUGACCUGAACCUCCGCGGCACUCGCCUGGACUGCCCUUCUGUCCGCAAGAAAGGUGUACCACUGUACGACCUGCUUGUCAUGCUAGCACCGCCGCCGAAGCCACACUGUGCAUUCGGUACCGCUUGUGGCUCACGUCUAGGAGGACAAGAACAGGGAACAGAUAUAUGUUCAUGGUGCAAGAACAUGAGCUUCGACGCACUGUACAAGCAGGCCGAAGCACAUCCAGACAAGCCGUUGCUGAGGUACCGCAUCGAUGUCUACCGGCACCAGCUUGAGCGCGACAGCUCCGAACGCAUCAGGAAAGGUUGGACAUAUCUGUGCGCCUGCAAAGACCCGGAGUACCGCUUCUCAGCAUGGCGCAACGACUUCAACCCGCAAGAUUCUCGCCUCUGCGGCACAGUUCGCCACCGCGGACAGCUGUGCGCACGAUGCUAUCGCAAAGCACGAGAACAAGCCUGCCCAUGGCUUUCAGAAUUCGACGGCGACCGAGUGGGGUUUCCGUGCGUCUUCGAGGACCCAAGACUGAGACGGCCCGUCGACAGUAACUGGAAGAUUGGGCCUCGGAAUCAGCAAGGCGAGGCAGACCCAAGCUGGGAAAAGGAUCCUAGGAGAGAUGGACGAUGCGACAGGACGAGGUUCAGGAAUCAGCUUUGCCAAAGGUGUUUCAAUCGCAUGUGCGAGAUUCGGGGGUUUGGGAGGUACUUUGAUACGGAGUGGGGUAUACUGCGCCGAAACUAUGGCGUUUGA